UUGCAGAAUACUUGAAUGGGAGUUUCAUGACAGACUUUCUCAGCAGUACUACUUGCAGCCUGCUAGCUGCUGUGAGGUCAUGAAGGUGGAGGAGUAUAGGCCCACCUGGCUGCGAGAGAGUUCACUCACCAGCCAAGAGAAGGUGACAUGUACCCAAAAUAUGGUAAUGUAAGCUAGAUGGCAGUGAAGACUUAGAAAUAAUAUACUUUUAGUUAGAAAUUGCAUGUGAGAUUGGCCUUUGCCAGUAAAUCUAAAAUGAAUGAAUUACAGUGUUAAAUAGGGCACACAGCAUUUAUAAAUGAUUCUAACAUUCAUAAAAUAGUCCUAGCCUUAAAAGAAAUAAAAAGUUGAACAAAUUCAGUGUUAAAAUUUGAAAAGAUAGAAUAAAAUGCAUUAAUAUUUUCAAGUGCUGGAACAUCGUACCUGUGAAGCUUGUCUGUGUGUUUGAGGCUAGCGUGAGACCUCUCUUGUUUAUAUCUUGUGAGACUGUUAGGUCAGCCCUCACUAAGGUUUUCUUUCCUUUCCUCUUCCAACAUUACUCAAGCUGUUCCACCCCAACCCUGGGGUUGUGGCAUUAAGCACGCGCUGAGGGAAGGCUGGCUGGCAGCGCAUUCUCAGAGGAGUCAGGUGAUCGUUGUUUGAAGGCAGCUGCUUGAGGUUCAAGGCAGUCAGUGUCCCCUCUCUUCUGCCUCGGGACAGCUGGUGAUUAUCAAACUUGUAACAAGUCUUCCUUGCUUAUUGCCUGCUGAAGAGGAGGGAGAUUAUGCAGUGGGCUUUUGAUUGAUCCAAUGGGAAUUACAUUGAUCUGGUGUCUGGCUGUGGUUGUUCUCAAGUGGAUCGCCUCUAAGAGGCGUGGAGCUAUUUCCUAUGACAGUUCUGACCAGACUGCGUUGUACAUUCGUAUGCUAGGAGAUGUACGUGUAAGGAGUCGAGCAGGAUUUGAAUCAGAAAGAAGAGGUUCUCAUCCAUAUAUUGAUUUUCGUAUUUUUCAUGGUAAGUGUUGGGAUAUACAGUAUUUCUCUUAGGCUUUCAGCAAACUCAGAUUUUCAUAAAAUAAUAUAAUUUUUCAAAGGAAAAAGAAAGCUAUAUUUGGAAUGUUUUAAAAACACUGGGUCAUGAUAAACGACACUUUAUUUCUAGAUAGCAUUAGUAAAUGCUUAGAGACAAUUAGAAUUGUAAAGUAUAAAAUAUGAAAACUGAUACAGUUUUUCUUCUCCUUUUCAAUUUAAAUGUGAAAUUACUUUGGUACAUUUUUUCUCCUGAUAUAUA
Molecule: messenger RNA, 1269 nt
Organism: Mustela erminea (ermine)
Lineage: Eukaryota; Metazoa; Chordata; Mammalia; Carnivora; Mustelidae
Gene: PDE7A
Product: phosphodiesterase 7A
Exons: 3
Coding region: 789-1025 (78 amino acids)
Source: RefSeq, a predicted model, not a curated record